UCUGACAGUCAUCUAUCUUGGAAGCAUCUUGCAUAGAGUUUUCAGUAGAAUGGAAAGUCUGAAUGAGCUUCAGAACCCCCUGUUAGCCAAGAACAAUGGACACCUCCAUGGCAGUUAUACUUUCCACCAGCACAGCCACCAGGACUAUGCUAGCCACCGUUGUCCAGGCAAACUGUACUCUUACAUCUUCCAAAACUCUGGCAAUGCAAGGACUCACCAGCUGCUGGAUGCCAGUUCUCUACAGUUGGCUGUUGAAGCACUGUAUGGUCCAAAUUUUAUCCUGGUAAAAGAUGAGACCAGUGUCAAAGUCAAGGACAACAAAGUUGAGAGUUGUGAGACAACCUUCACGGAAAACAAAGAGCCCCCCAUUGAACCUUCUGAUGGGCAGGAAUCACAAGGACGAUCCCUCAUGGAGAAUGACAUCAAAAUCCAGACCGUGUCCUAUGAAGUGGAGGAAGAAGAAUUCCAGGAAUAUGAAAGUGACUCCUCAAGCGACAGUGAGAGUGAAGAUCAUUUUCUGAUGCUUCCCCCUCGGGACCACCUGGGCUUGGCCAUUUUCUCAAUGCUUUGCUGUUUCUGGCCUUUGGGAAUUGCUGCCUUCUACUUUUCUCAAGGGACCAGCAAAGCAGUCUCCAAAGGGGACUUCCACCUGGCCAGUUCAGCUUCCCGGCGAGCUCUGUUCCUUGCUGCACUCUCCAUCACUAUUGGCACAGGAGUAUAUGUUGGAGUGAUUGUCGCACUGAUUGCUUACCUAUCUAAAGGUGGACAUGUAUAGGAAAGGCCUUUGUACAAAAGCUCAUCUCUCAUCACCUGAUGGACAAUCCUCUUGAACUAGGUCCUUUCCUAUGAAAUAGAGGACACUAUGCU
Molecule: messenger RNA, 867 nt
Organism: Euleptes europaea (tarantolino)
Lineage: Eukaryota; Metazoa; Chordata; Lepidosauria; Squamata; Sphaerodactylidae
Gene: SYNDIG1L
Product: synapse differentiation inducing 1 like
Exons: 3
Coding region: 50-775 (241 amino acids)
Cellular component (GO): intracellular membrane-bounded organelle; membrane
Source: RefSeq, a predicted model, not a curated record